Molecule: messenger RNA, 2656 nt
Organism: Phanerochaete carnosa HHB-10118-sp
Lineage: Eukaryota; Fungi; Basidiomycota; Agaricomycetes; Polyporales; Phanerochaetaceae
Product: glycoside hydrolase family 92 protein
Exons: 25
Coding region: 15-2555 (846 amino acids)
Biological process (GO): protein deglycosylation; glycoprotein catabolic process; carbohydrate metabolic process
Cellular component (GO): cytosol; nucleus
Molecular function (GO): carbohydrate binding; peptide-N4-(N-acetyl-beta-glucosaminyl)asparagine amidase activity
Source: RefSeq, a predicted model, not a curated record
AGCAGUCCUGCAUAAUGGCUCGACAGAGGUCACCUGGGCUCGUGAGGUGUUUUUUGCUCUCCUUCAGCUUAUUGAGCUCGGCAGGAGUUGUGAAGACAUCGCUCGCCGCAUCUACGGCGACGGAUUCCAGUGGCUCAGCUACGCACUCCGUGUUGCCUUCGACCAGCCUCAGCAGCUUCCCUUCCGCUCCUACACAGACUUCUGCUUCUAUUGCGAGCCCUGCAAGCCUUGUGAAUUUAUUCAUUGGAACGACCAAUGGUGGCCAUGUCUUCCCUGGGGCAACUUUACCACACGGAAUGACAAAAGCUGGGAUGGAUACGGACUCUCCGGGGAACCAAGCGGGAUACGACGCCAAUCCAACUUUCAACGUUACAGGGUUCUCGCAGCUGCAUGACGAUGGAACUGGAGGUGGCGUUUCUCUUUCUCUGUUCAAAGUCUUUCCGUUUGCUUCUUGUGGGCCAAACGAUAAGUUUGAACAGUGCCCCACCUCUUUGGAGGGCCGAAAAGUCUUGCGGAAUGUUCUAGAUAAUGGGUCCCCGGAUGACUUCGCCGAACCCGGAUACUUUUCUACAAAUUUGUCUACGGGUAUCCGUGUCGAGCUUACAACGACAAGGCGCACAGCAUUACACAGAUAUACGUUUCCUGCCGGAACCGUCAACCCCAGGAUUAUGGUUGAUAUCACAAACGACGGCGAGCAGAGCAGUACCAAUCCUGAAAUGUUGUUGAAUGCAACAACUGCUCGGGUUACAGGGGCGGCAUCCUUCGCUGCCUCAUUCGGUCCAGGAAGAUACCGCGCGUUUACCUGUGUUGACUUCAUGGGCGACGGGUUUGAGCUAGGUCCGCCAACGCAAUCUGGUGCUUGGCUAGGAAACUCUGGCAUCCAGCAGACCACCAACCUCAAUCAACUUUACUUCGGCUUCGUAUCCGAGCUCGGAGCACUCUUCACCUUCGCGCCCAAGACAGACAAUAGCAUCACAUCCAUCUUUGCACGAGUGGGCGUGUCAUUCAUUUCUGCAGACCAAGCCUGCGCGAACGCAGAGUCUGAGAUACCUGAUUUCAACUUUGAUGGUGCCCGCCAGGCAGCCUUUGAUCAAUGGGAUGAGCUUCUCGGGCGCAUUCAAGUCGACACUACGGGCGUGGACGCAAAUACAACGCAAUUGUUCUACAGCUCAUUGUACAGGACGCAUAUCUCCCCAGCCGACUAUACUGGAGAGAACCCACGUUGGAACUCGACCGAGCCGUACUACGACUCGUUUUACUGCAAUUGGGAUACGUUCCGUACCCUUUAUUCGCUCAUGGCCUUGCACGACCCAGUUAACUUCUCAAGGAUCGUCCGAGGAUUGUUGAAUAUUCAACAACAUGAAGGCUGGCUCCCGGAGUGCCGAGGCGCAACUGCUAAGCAAUUUAUUCAGGGUGGCAGCAAUGGGGACCCAAUUGUUGCUGAGUUCUUCGUCAAGUACCACGAGCAUCUCGAUACGCUCAACGUCUCCGCUACCGCCCUGUACGAAGCUCUGAUCGCUGAUGCUGAGGUGCAACCCCCGAACUGGGACCUGCAAGGCCGACAGGUUAACAUCUGGAAGACGCUUGGAUACAUUCCAAGCGACGUAUGGGAACCGUCUGGUACCAACACUAAGCAAGUCUCUCGUGCACUGGAGUACGCUUUCGGCGACUUCGCUAUCUCGCAGGUCGCUAAGAUUAUGGGGAAUACUGCCGAUGGAGCGAAGUAUGCCCAAAGGGCGCAGAACUUCGUCAACAACUGGAACCCGAACGUCACCGUCCCUGGCCGUGAAGACAUCAAGGGUAUGAUGCAGCCUCGCUUCCUUAAUGGCACCUUCAACUUCACCGAUCCAAGGCACUGCAGCGUUAACGAUCCCUUGCAGUCCACAUGUUUCCUAGACGCAGUGAACACAGACGGUUUCUACGAGAGUUCUCCAAUUGUGUAUUCACAGUUUGUCCCACAAGACACAGCGAAGCUCAUAGAAUUGCAAGGUGGCACGGAGAAGUUCGUUGACAGGCUGAAUUUCAUUUUCGAAGAGCACUACUUUGAUGAGACAGACGAGCCGUCGCAGCAAAUUCCCUUCAUGUACCACUACGCAAACCAGCCGGGCUUGAGCACACAAACAUCUCGCCAAACGAUUGCACAAUUCUUCAACACUUCGGUCAAUGGGCUUCCCGGAAAUGACGACUCUGGUGCAAUGGGGAGUUACGUCGCCUUCUACCUCCUGGGAAUGUACCCAGUACCGGCUACUCGACAAUUCCUACUCUCGUCGCCGUACUUCCCCGAGGUCUCCUUCACGAACCCCAUCUUCGGUAACGCGACCACGAUCCGGGUCAAGAACUUCAGCGGCAAUCCGGCGAACGGCACCGGAGGAAAUGUCUUCGUGAAGUCUGUGACCAUCGAUGGCCAGCCGUGGAAGUCGAAUUGCUUCAUUGACUGGGACGCAUUUCAAACUGGAUCGACUAUCGAGCUGGAAGUGACGACAGAUAUCAGUGUGUCUUGUGGCGCGAACGCGAACUCUCUGCCUCCUUCCCUGUCCACGGGUGGAUUCGAUUAGACUGCUAACACGAAUACGCACGAGAUGGUCUGCUUAACAACGCCUUUAUUUUGCGCCGCUUGCUUCAAGAUAUAAGAACAUUUGUGAGGACUUUCUAUAUC